Molecule: messenger RNA, 3076 nt
Organism: Scaptodrosophila lebanonensis
Lineage: Eukaryota; Metazoa; Arthropoda; Insecta; Diptera; Drosophilidae
Gene: MED24
Product: mediator of RNA polymerase II transcription subunit 24
Exons: 7
Coding region: 1-3006 (1001 amino acids)
Cellular component (GO): mediator complex
Molecular function (GO): transcription coregulator activity
Source: RefSeq, a predicted model, not a curated record
AUGAAGGAGAACAACAAGAUCCUGCAACUAAUUUAUGUGGCGUGGCGCGAGCGCUGGUCGGACUCACAAUGGGGCAUCAACAUAAAAAAGGUUUUGCCUAGGGGUGUUAGUGGAGAUGUUUAUAACCUCGCCGACUGUUUGCUGCAACAGGCAGUCAUUGGUUCCACAGCUAAUCUGCUCGUUCUAAACUAUCUAAAACAUUCACUAUGCGCUCACUUGAUCUCUCAUGCUGCGGUACUGCGGUGCAUUGCCAAGUACGACAAACUAGAGCGUAUCUACUGCGUGACAGCACUGUUGGAGUUUCUAGCUCCGCUCAUCGAUGGCGUCACUUGUCGCUGCAAAUCUGAGCAGGGGUCGCUGCCCACCGCUGUAGUACAAUUGGUGCUGUGGCUUUUCCAAAUUUUCGGACGCACCGUUCAACAUUACGAACUAUAUGGAGUCAUCAGUGCGGAACAGUCCUAUAUGCUGGAUCAAGUGUGUGUGGUUAUUGAUCGUCUGUCAAAACAUCAAUUUCUGCUGGCCAUUCUCUAUGUUGGAUGUCACGAAGAGCUCGAGAGCUAUAGUAAGAUACGCGAAAAAUAUGCGACUAUCAAAGGCUCACUGGCCAAUUCGAACUUUACGCCGAGCUUGCCGACUACGGAGCAACAGCUGCAGCAACUCGCCUACAUCGAUGCUAAGCACCUGGAGCUACAGCCACUGAAUGACCUGCAAGGCGAACCAAUUUCGUAUUGUGUGCAGCCCCUGCUUGCUGUGGAGGUUCUGCUUAAUCCCGGCAAGGACACAUCCUACUAUGUUGCUGAGCUGCAGAUGCUACAGCGUCUGAAGCGCUAUUCAAACACACGGCUUUUCUACGAAAUAAUACGCGCUGGCUUCCUCACACUCAGCAACGUGGCCGACACUAGCCAUGAUACAAUGUGGGGCGCUUUCAUGUUUUUCAAGGUGCCUCACAUCAUUAAGCAACUGCAUACUUUGCAAAGAGUGCCAGGCGACCAGCCUCCGCCGGCUGACCACAUACCCGAGGUGGUGGAGGCGCUCAAUAUGCUCAUCGAGGACAACUUGCUGUUGGACUUUAUGGACACAAAAUGUUCGUGCAAUAUUAUGGAGUUUCUCCUUAACGAUUGGACCAAACAAUAUUUGGUUAACGAUGAACAGGUCAAGAAACUCGCUAGCCAACGAGAACCGUCUUCGCAGCUUUUAAAGAAAUAUGAAUCUGGCCAGCAGACGCCAUCGAACAUCAACUUUAUAAAGCGUGCUGAGGUGCCGCUCUCUGGAAUACUUAAGACUUUAUGCACCAACAAGGUGCAGGAAGCGCUCGUUAGUGUCUUGUGCCAAGUUUUGGUGGGCAACAGUUUCGAGCUCAUUCUAUCAGUGGCUACCGUCGAAGGUCGCCUCAAAACCUUUGUGUCUCGUCUGAUUCAGUGCAACGAAAAUUCCAAGCAAGUGCCUGGUGAGGUGGGAAAACUCUCAGUCAUUCGUUCCACACUCUUUGAUGUGUCCUUUCUGAUGUUAACCUCCAUUGUGCAGACCUAUGGCUCCGAUGUGGUGCUCUCGGAGCGUGGCGAUUCCUUUUUCGAGAAGUGGGUGCGCGAGUGCAUGGUGGAGCGCAAUAAGUUGAAGAAUCCCAAACGCAUCUUAGCACUCUGCGACGAGAGCAUUGUUGACGAGUUGCUUUUGAGUCUUAGCAAACCCGAAGCGGCUGCGGCGCAAUUGAGCAACAACAGUAAUCUUACAUGGCAAGAUAUUUGCUUGAAUUUGCCUGGAGUACUGCACCAUGUGCUCAUUGCAUGGGAGAAGGAGACCCUAUCCUCAGCCGAUGUUAAAAGCAUAUUAGAUAACAUAAAGCGGAGGCUGUUUUCCUUCUCAGUGUGUGCUACCUCAUUCCUGUGCGCCUACAUGUAUUCUGUAAGCGAGACGGAGCUUUUAAAGCCGCUGAACAUGAUACAGCAAUUUCUUGCGCCACCUACUAGCGAGGAUAUGUCCAGCCAGGAAAAUGUCAAGGAGCGCCUGGCGCUCUCCUUUCAAAUUAUACGGAAAAUGCAACAGGAUGUGCACCCUUCGCCAAACACAAAAUCUCGGUGUGUCGCCUCCACGCAUCAGGGCUUGAUCUCUCAAACGCCGCUUAUCGAGCAAUUCCGUGAUGUUUGGCGCACGGUGGUGGCCGAUGUCGGCUAUUUGCCAGUUCGUGCAGUGCAGACGCUGGAGUCGCUGUUGCUGGCAGGCGGACCAGCAUGGCUGGCUACCCAAUUGGUCGAGGAGCUGCUUCGCUGUAAAUAUAUGCGAGACAUGACCAAGAUCACGGAUAUUGUAUUUGCUGUGAUGCAUCUGGACAUUGAGCGCACCACCGAAGCACUGUUGCAGUAUGUGGUGGCGCCCUUAAUACUUAAACGUCAGGGAGAUGACAUAAACGAACCGCAAUCGCUGUUGUUAGCGCGUCUCUGUGUGUAUUGCAUCAUUUCCUGCCUGGAGACUCGCAGUGCUGUAAGUGGUGCAGCACUGAAGAAACGCUCGCGUUCCCACGACGAGGACGAUUUGUCCAAUACAGCGAAAGUGCGAAAGGUGAUUGGCGAAGGAUCAGAUAACUCGAGUGAUUUCACGGAAGGAAGUGUUGGAGUCUCUACACUCAUGGGCAACAAUAAUACUGGCAAUGCUGAUAUACGCACCGCACCGCUCACUCUCAAGGAACCGCUGCAGUCGAGCAUAGAACACAUAUUUCGGGUAUUUUUGCAGUUCGUCAGUGGUGACGAAUUGUUGCCAAAGACCACAUUUGUCUAUCAGUUCAUCUCGCUGCUGGUAGAGUGCGGAGAGGAGCGUGUGGUGUCUGUUUUGCGUCUGCUACCGCCCAAUCUGAUGCAGAAUCUCCUGAAGGUCAUGGCUACUGAUGACAUACGAGUGGGUCUCAUUAGUCGUCUUUAUGAAUUGCGUGUGCAUAGUGGUCGGCAGUUAGCGGUCUCCGAUCUCUGCCUCUGGCGCAACAUUCAGCUCAACCGGCAUAGCAUACACUUGUGAAUUAGAAUAGAAUUAGCAGCUUACACAAUUGCUAGUAGGGUUCAAAUAAAAAAUAUAUAUAUAUAUUAAA